This is a messenger RNA of Juglans microcarpa x Juglans regia, 2675 nucleotides long. RefSeq names its product heat shock cognate 70 kDa protein-like. Lineage: Eukaryota; Viridiplantae; Streptophyta; Magnoliopsida; Fagales; Juglandaceae. Bases 118 to 2433 code for a protein of 771 amino acids. The record is from RefSeq and is a predicted model, not a curated record. Gene Ontology annotation, cellular component: cytoplasm. Gene Ontology annotation, biological process: cellular response to unfolded protein; protein refolding. Gene Ontology annotation, molecular function: heat shock protein binding; ATP binding; misfolded protein binding. The transcript is spliced from 3 exons.
UCCGUAAGCAAGCUGGAAACACACUCUAUAAAAAGGCCUUCUUCUUCCACCUCUGAAUAUACAACUAGCUAGUACUUGAUCAAUCUUUAGUUGUGAUUGUUGAUCUGGACGUCGAGAAUGGCCGACGACAGAAGGAUGUUUUGUCCGGCUAUUGGGAUAGACCUGGGGACGACGUACUCCUGCGUUGCUGUGUUGCAACAUGAUAGAGUAGAGACAAUAGUUAAUGAUCAGGGGAAUAGAACGACGCCAUCGUGUGUCGCAUUCACUGAUAUGCAGCACUUCAUCGGUGAUGCCGCCAAGAACCAGAUCGCCAUGAACCCCACCAACUCCGUCUUUGAUUCAAAACGGUUGAUCGGUAGGAGAUUCAGUGAUCCCUUGGUUCAGAGCGAUAUAAAAUCGUGGCCAUUCAAGGUCAUUGAAGGUUCUGAUGACAAGCCUAUGAUCAGUGUCACUUAUAAGAAUGAAAUCAAGAUGUUUUCUGCCGUGGAAAUCUCGUCAAUGGUGCUACAAAAGAUGCGUGUCAUUGCAGAGACUUACCUGGAAACGACUGUGAAAAAUGCAGUUGUUACCGUCCCCGCUUACUUCAAUGAAGCGCAGCGUAAGGCUACAAUGGAUGCUGGCCGCAUUGCAGGCCUAAAUGUCAUGCGCGUACUCAAUGAACCAACAGCCGCCGCCAUUGCUUAUGGCCUUGACAGGGCGGUACUGGGUAGUAUUUGUAAAAGAAAUGUGUUGGUCUUUGAUUUGGGCGGCGGUACAGCAGAUGUCUCAGUUCUUACCAUUGAGGGAAAGAAAUUUGAAGUGAAAGCUGUUGCCGGAGAUACUCACCUUGGAGGUGAGGACUUUGACAACAGAAUGGUUAACCAUUGUGUAGAAGUAUUUAAAAGGAAGCACAAAAAAGACAUAAGUGGAAACGCCAAAGCUAUGAGAAGGUUGAGAACUGAAUGCGAGAGAGCUAAGAGAGUUCUUUCUUCUGCACUUGAUACUAAUAUUUCCGUGGAUGCACUGUAUGAGGGUAUUGAUUUUAUCUCAAAUAUCACUCGUUCCAAAUUUUCAGAACUCAAUAUGGAUUUCUUCAAGAAGUCUGUUAAACUUGUGGAAAAAUGUUUGGUUGAUGCUAAGAUGGAGAAGAGAAAUGUUCAUGAUGUUGUUCUUACGGGUGGUUCUUCCAGAAUACCGAAGGUCCAGCAGCUGUUGCAGGAAUUCUUUGACGGCGUGGAGCUCAAAAGGAGCCUGAACUCCGAUGAAUCAGUGGCUUAUGGAGCCGCUGUCCAAGCUGCAAUCAUGGCUGGUACGAGGAAUGAGAGAGUUCAAGACAUUGUGCUUGUAGAUGUCAUUCCUCUAUCCCUUGGGGUGGAGACCAACGAUGGUACAAUGUCUGUUGUGAUUCCAAGAAAUACCACCAGUCCCACCAAUAUGGAACGAAACUACACAACGGUCGACGACAACCUAACUAGUAUUUUGUUCUGUGUUUACCAGGGAGAAAGAACAAGAGCUGCGGAUAAUUAUUUGUUGGGAAAAUUUACGCUUUCUGGCAUUCCUGCUGCACCCAGGGGUGAUGUUACGAUCGUUGUCUCCUUUAAUAUUGACAUCAAUGGCAUCUUGAAGGUUUCUGCUCGGGAGAAAACUUCUGGCGUGAGCGACAGGAUCACUAUCACCAACGACAUGAGGGCGAGAGUGACCGAGGAAGAGAUUAAUAGGAUGAUCAAGGAUGCAGAGAUUUUCAAGGCUGAAGAUGAUAAAUACAAAGAGAAAGCCAAGGCUAAGGUAAUUUUAGAGGGCUAUGCCUAUGAGAUGAAAAAUGCUGUGGAGGAUGAAAAUAUUAGUUGCAUGCUUGAGCCUGCAUUUAAGAAGAAGAUUGAAGAUGCCAUUAUCCAUUUGACUCGGUGGUUAGACUACGUUCAGCUUUCGGAGGCAGACGAAAACUUGAUCAAGAAAAAUCUGAAAGAGAUUAAACAAUACUACGAUCCCUUCAUUGCAAAGAUCAAACAAAACUUUGAUAUCGACGCCAAUGGCAUCUUGGAGGUUUCUUCUCGUGAGAAAACCUCCGGCGUGAGCGACAGGAUCACUAUCACCAAGGACAUGAGGGCGAGAGUGACCGAGGAAGAGAUCGAUAGGGUGAUCAAGGAUGCAGAGAUUUUCAAGGCUGAAGAUGAUAAAUACAAAGAGAAAGCCAAGGCUGUGGGAAUUUUGGAGGGCUAUGCCUCCGAGAUGAAAAAUGCUGUGGAGGAUGAAAAGAUUCGUUCCAAGCUUGAGCCUGCAUUUGAGAAGCAGAUUGAAGAUGCCAUUAUCCAUUUGACUCGGUGGUUAGACUACGUUCAGCUUUCGGAGGCAGACGAAAACUUGAUCAAGCAAAAUCUGAAAGAGAUUAAACAAUACUACGAUCCCUUCAUUGCAAAGAUCAAACAACAUAAACAAUCGAGCAGCUCCAGUUGAUCAAGUUAGAGAUGACUGCUAUAUAUGUAGUCGAUCUGCCGAAUGGAACUCGUACUAAAGUUGCAACGAUAUAAUUAAUAUGUUACCACUUUGUGUGUCGGACCUUUUAAUUGUACUAGUUUUAAUAUUGUUAGUGUGUUUAAAUUUGCAGUAGUACUGUUCGAUCGUUAUAUGUUACAACAUUUGACAUUUAUGGUGUGAAAUUUCUGGUUGUUGUUAUAUAUAUGUUGGUGUUGAUAUGA